Fusarium venenatum is the source of this 2097-nucleotide messenger RNA. RefSeq lists its product as uncharacterized. The record is from RefSeq and is a predicted model, not a curated record. Lineage: Eukaryota; Fungi; Ascomycota; Sordariomycetes; Hypocreales; Nectriaceae.
AUGGUGGAGAGAAAUUCAGCAGCAAGGCAUUGGGCCGUUCUGAUCGGCGUGAACUUUUACCCCAAAGUCGAAGGCGGAGUAUGUUCAACAGAAGAAUGUCUUCAGGGGGCUGUACCGGAUAUACUUGCUGUGCAAGAGUAUCUGGAAAAUGCUCCUUAUCCCGUCGAUAUCGUUACACUUACUGCAACGGCACCUGAUGAUCCAACUCUACGAAAGCCGAAGGAGGAUUUUGAAUCUUGGCCGACCGUAGAUAACGUCGUUCAAUCGUUGAAGAGGGUGAUUAAGAAGGCCAAAGCAGGCGACUACAUCUACAUACAUUUCUCAGGACAUGGUGUCAAGCGCCUAUCAGAAGGAUUAAGCAACAAGAACCUGGCCCUGGUUUUGUUCGAAGAUGAGCCCCACUAUAGGAGCUACUUGAAAGGAUCAGACCUGCGCUCUUGUCUAAGAAGCAUGGUACGAAAAGGAUUGCUGGUCACUAUGGUUCUGGACUGCUGCUUUUCUGGCAGCGUGCUCAGGAAUAGCCAAGCGGUAGGCACCUCCAUCAGGGCGAUCGAAUACGACGCGGCUGUGGACAACGAUUGCCCAUCAGAUCCUUGGGGGAGUCUAUUUGACCUCGGAAAUAUCAGUCGCGAAUCAGAGCUCCAGCAUGAAUGGUUGGUUAACCCGGAGGGUUAUACCAUCCUAGCAGCUUGUGGCCUGGAUGAGAAGGCAUUCGAGCUUCAAUCUAGCACUGGGGAGCUUCGUGGGGGUCUGACUCAAUUUCUCCUGCGUGCUUUGACAGAAUUGUCAAGGCGUAAUGUCCAAAUCACCCAAGAGUCUCUGUAUAACCAUAUAUGCGCACGAUUAAAGGCCGUCUGGGGUGCCCAAACACCAAGGUUGUAUGGGAAAAGGGGUGUCUCUUUUUUUGGAGAGCUUCAAAACUACUCUGUCACUCCACUCAUCCCAGUCUUUUGGAGGGGAGAUAGUCCAAACUCUGAUGGUUCAGUGAGACGCCUGUACAUCAGAGCAGGCGAUGCUCAUGGAGUCAGCAAGGGUGAUGUGUACGAUACCUACCCAUUGGGUACUGAUGCCGGAGACUCUAUCCGACUUCGAGUGGAUGUCGUUCACAGCCUCCACUCAGAGAUGGUCGGAUUUACAUAUGCGACUCGGGUCAACAAUAUCCGCGACGGUUGGAACGCAAAAUUAGUGCGUUCAGAGGCAGAGCACAAGAUUGCCAUUCGAAUGACAGAAGAAGCAUACAGCUACGCCAAAGACUCCGUCGAGCCAGAUCGUCUGCAAUUUGUUCGUUUGCACAUUGGAAAUGAAAACCGAGAGGCCUGUCAAUUCAACGUGGAGCUCAACCAUAGUCGUCAAUAUUGUAUGUACGAUGGGUCGAUGGAGUUGCUUCCCCACUUUGAACCUUUCUCCAUCGAUACACCUAAUGCUGAUGUUCAUCUCUUGUACAUCCUGCAGCGAUUGGCGUCCUACAAGUAUCUCGAAAACCUUGGGAUUGAGAGAAUGCCGCGGCCUUCAUUACAAUCGAGAGAGCAGACAUCAACAAGCUUCGCUGAUUCAUUUACACUCGAAGCCUUCACUCAUGAAUCGGAGGCGAAUCGAAAUGGUCCGGGAGGCCCUUUUCACAUCAAUCAUGGAGACUCCUGGUCCCUCAAAGUGGAGAAUCACAGCAAAAAGGAGGCUCUGUAUUUGGCAUUUUUUUCAUUCACCUCCUCGUGGAAGAUCAAGGAUCUUACAGUCCCGGUUGGCAACAAUUCUUUCGAAGAAAUACGGCCAGCGACAGACACAGACCGAAGCCAGGAAACGAUUCGUUUGACAAUGAAAGUUCCUGAGGGCCAGACAAGCUGCAAAGAUGUAAUCAAAGUCUUCUUAACGAACAGGCCAACGUUGUUCCCAGCAUUGAAUCUGGACAAGGAUCUCAUGCAUCAUCCCAGGACGAGGAGCGCUAGAGAGACUGUUGAUAGUGGAAUUGGCAGAAUUCCGGCCUUUCUCACAGCAUUAUCCGGCCUCUACCGGGACACGAGUGGGAUUGAGCAAAAGAGUAUUGAGCAUGAAGCAUGGUCUACCAAAAACUACAUCAUAUAUACCUCUUUGGUUAACUGA